Messenger RNA from Drosophila innubila, 531 nucleotides. RefSeq lists its product as uncharacterized. Lineage: Eukaryota; Metazoa; Arthropoda; Insecta; Diptera; Drosophilidae. Bases 70 to 330 code for a protein of 86 amino acids. The record is from RefSeq and is a predicted model, not a curated record. The transcript is spliced from 2 exons.
UUUAAAAUAACACAUUCUUUAGCUUUCACAAAUCAGUGUGAGCAUUCAAAUCAUAAAAAAUAUUACAACAUGUCGACGACAAAAAUAAAAUUUCCUCUUCAUGAUACACAUCUAAAAAAAUCAUUGGGAAUCUUGAGGACCGCCUGCAUUUUGUCAUUGAUAGCCCCAAUAUGUUUCUAUGUGUUGCAUAAUGUGCCACGGAAAAAUAAGUACAAGACUUUUUACUCAACUUAUGAUCCAAUUGAUGCUUUUGAUCGCAUGCAGUCUGGCGGUUACUUAGCUUCCUGUCCGAAGGAUAAAAAGGAUAGCAAGAAUGAUAAGAAAAAGUAAAACAUGAAGUUAACCAGAAAAACUAAUAGAAAACUGGAAACACACACAUGAAACAUGAAACAUCAACAAAGCGUCAAUAUAACAAGCGAAAGGAAAUCCAAAAGGAACAAAUAUUAAACUGAUUCACACUCAAAUGUUCCUCCUACAGAGGAUAUUCUAUUCUACAUAACUAAUCUAAUAAAUGGAGCAUUGCAAAAUUUU